AUGAGUUUCUUAGCCAAGUCUCUUAGGAAGCUGGCGAAAGUUGGCUCCUUCAAAUUACGCUUGGGAUCAACAAGGAUGCUCUCAGGAACAUCCAAUUCCAAUAAUCAUGCCGACGAGACAAAAAAAAACCAGCUAACGACUGAUAAGCCAUCAACUACUCAUUUCGGGUACAAAGAGAUCUUGUUGAAUCAAAAGGAGCGUCUUGUGGGAGAUGUUUUCAGUUCUGUUGCCAGCAAUUAUGAUCUUAUGAAUGAUGUGAUGUCUCUUGGGAUCCAUAGGCUCUGGAAAGAUCAUUUCAUCAAGAAGCUAGAUCCCGGAAUGCGCCCAGGAGGUGAACCGUUGGAAUUCAUUGAUGCUGCCGGGGGUACUGGGGAUAUUGCCUUUGGGUUGUUGAGACACGCAAAACAGCAUCAUUUUGAUACGAAAAGUAGAAUGACUGUGGUAGAUAUCAAUAACGACAUGUUAAACGAAGGGAGAAAGAGGUAUUUGGAUACGGAAUUUGUCACUGAAUCGCCAAACCGAAUCCAAUUCCUUCAACAAAAUGGAGAAGUCUUGGAUAAAAUUCCUGAUAACUCUAAAGAUUUCUAUACAGUUUCCUUUGGGAUCAGAAAUUUCACCAAUAUCCAACUGGGGUUGAAUGCUGCUUACAGAGUUUUAAAGCCAGGUGGGAUUUUUGCCUGUUUAGAGUUCUCCAAAGUGGAUAAUGAAUAUUUGAACUUCAUUUACAACAAAUACAGUUUCUCUUUAUUGCCAUUGAUGGGUGAAUUGGUAGCCAAUGAUCGGGCCUCAUACCAGUACUUGGUUGAAAGUAUCAGAAAGUUUCCUAGCCAGGAUGAAUUUUCUGGAAUGAUCAGAAAAGCAGGGUUUUAUGUUCCAGGAAAGGGCUAUGAGAAUUUGACGUUUGGUGUUGCUGCCAUUCAUAUUGGGAUCAAGAUUUAG
This is a messenger RNA of Saccharomycopsis crataegensis, 939 nucleotides long. Its product is annotated as class I SAM-dependent methyltransferase. The transcript has a single exon. Gene Ontology annotation, molecular function: methyltransferase activity. The coding region runs from base 1 to 939 and encodes 312 amino acids. NCBI's taxonomy places the organism in Eukaryota, Fungi, Ascomycota, Saccharomycetes, Ascoideales, Saccharomycopsidaceae. Gene Ontology annotation, biological process: ubiquinone biosynthetic process. The record is from RefSeq and is a predicted model, not a curated record.